This is a messenger RNA of Haemonchus placei, 4122 nucleotides long. Lineage: Eukaryota; Metazoa; Nematoda; Chromadorea; Rhabditida; Trichostrongylidae. The record is from the annotation of a GenBank genome assembly.
AUGCCCAGACUUCGAAUUCGUUUUUUUUUUUUUGAAUGUAGGCGUUUGGGGAGUAGACUCGUGAAUCUUAUUGUUUCACUGCUUCAGAAUCCCGCUGAAGCUGCCAACGGGCGAACACCGUGCAAUCUACCGCAUUGUAGUACAAUGAAAGAAGUUCUGCAACACAUGACCAUAUGCCACAACGGACGGCAAUGCACCUAUGCACAUUGCGCUUCGUCGCGGCAGAUUAUAGCUCACUGGAAGAACUGCAACCGAGAUGACUGUCCCGUAUGUAAACCAUUGAAAAGUAUCCAGAAUCAGCCUUCCGCCGCUGGAAGUGAGCUAUGUCAGAGUUUAUCAUCAAUAUGUGGUUUUACCGAUUUUCUCUUUCAUGAUGAUCCGUUCCGCUCGCCGAAUCCACCCAACAAACAUGCCGGGCCCGGUUCAGUUGGUGCGGCCCCUGGAGCUCCUGGUGACUUCUCAACGAUAAACUUCCCACCUCCUGAUGUUCCAAGUCAUGCUAAGGAGUGGCACCAACACGUCACUCGUGAUCUUCGUAAUCAUCUUGUUGGGAAGUUGGUGAAAGCUAUAUUCCCGUCACCGGAUCCAAGCGCGAUACAUGAUCAACGAAUCCGUGACCUCAUCAACUAUGCUAGAAAAGUCGAAAUGGAGAUGUUCGAAUCAGCCAAUGAUCGGGAAGAAUACUAUCAUCUAUUGGCGGAAAAGAUCUACAAAAUCCAAAAAGACUUACAAGACAAGAAGAACUCUCGCCUUCGUGCGGAUAAUGCAGUUAAUGCAGCAGGAGGGGGAGGAGGACAACAACAAUCUGGAGGCAACGUACCCACUGGUCAGGCACAACCGGCUCCAAACAUGCUACCGUUUUCACUCACACCUAUCUGUUCAGCAGCUCCUGGUCCCUCUACAGGCCCUACGGUAUCGGUCUCAAGUGCGGCCACAAAAUCCGUACCCACGGUAAAGACCGAGUCGACUUCAUCGCCUAAAAAGGAAAUCGUCAAAAGAGAGCCUACGCCACCUCCUGGAGAAGACACAAUUUUCGAUGCAAAUGAGUUGCGGCAUUAUUUACGGCCGGUUUGGGAAAAAAUGGACUGCUCCGAAGAUGCUGUUCCCUUCCGAAUGCCAGUUGAUCCUGACUUAUUACACAUUCCGGAUUAUAAUGAGAUAAUAAAGCAUCCUAUGGACUUGUCGACAAUUUGUAUGAAGUUGGAUAACGGUCGUUACAAAAAUCCAUGGGAGUUUUGCGAUGAUAUGUGGUUGAUGUUUGAUAAUGCAUGGAUGUACAAUCGUAAGAACAGCAAGGUGUAUAAAUACUGCACAAAGUUGAGCGAAAUGUUUGUAACCGAAAUGGAUCAAGUCAUGCAGCAAAUGGGUUACUGUUGUUCGAGAAAGCUGUCAUUCACUCCAUUAGCUUUAUUCUGCUAUGGUGCAUCAAUGUGUACGAUAGCGCGAGAACAGCCUUACUGGGUGUAUGAGCAGACAUCUUCACAGUACGGCGUGACUGUAUCCGAACGCUACACUUAUUGUCUCAAAUGUUUUGAUGCAUUACCACCAGAAGGCAUUUCUUUAUCGGAAAAUCCCAACGAUCAGUCGAACAUGGCACCUAAAGACAAGUUUGUGCAAAUGAAGAACAACGUCAUCGACUAUGAACCUUUCGAAGUUUGCAAAUAUUGUCAUCGGAAAUGGCAUCGCAUUUGUGCACUUUACGACAAAAAGGUAUUCCCUGAGGGCUUCAUUUGUGACACUUGCCGCAAAGAGAAGAAUUAUCCCAAACCAGAGAAUCGCUUCAUGGCGAAACGGUUGCCGCACAACAAGCUGUCACAGUUCUUGGAGGAUCGGGUGAAUACCUUCUUGAAAAAGGCCUUGUCCAACAGUCCUGAACAGUAUGAAGUGAUUAUUCGGACUCUGUGUGUACAAGAUAAAGAAGUUGAAGUGAAGCCUCUGAUGAAAUCCAAGUAUGGUCCCCAAGGCUUUCCGGAUCGAUUUAAUUAUCGAACAAAAGCUGUGUUUGCAUUUGAAAUCAUCGAUGGUGUAGAGGUGUGCUUCUUUGGACUCCACGUUCAAGAAUAUGGCAGCAACUGUAAGGAGCCUAAUGCAAGGAGGGUAUACAUCGCAUACUUGGAUUCAGUGCACUUUUUCCAACCGAGAGAGUUGAGAACGGAUGUCUACCACGAGAUUCUAUUGGGAUACCUCGACUAUGUGAAACGGUUGGGAUACACCAUGGCUCAUAUUUGGGCGUGUCCUCCAUCAGAAGGUGAUGAUUAUAUCUUCCACUGCCACCCUCCAGAGCAGAAAAUUCCAAAGCCGAAGAGGUUGCAGGAUUGGUAUAAAAAGAUGUUGGAGAAGGGUGUCACCGAAAAGACCGUUGUAGAGUUCAAGGAUAUUUACAAGCAGGCUCGCGAUGACAACUUGACAACACCAAUGAGUCUACCGUAUUUCGAAGGCGAUUUCUGGCCAAACGUGAUCGAAGAUUGCAUUCGUGAGGCUGGAAAUGAAGAAGCUCAGCGUCGUAAAGAAGUCGCAGAAGCGGACGAGGAAGACGAUGACAUAUUCCAGUCUGGUGAUAAUGGCAAGAAAAAGAGUUCGAAAAAUAAGAAGAAUAAUCUGAAGAAGAAUUCGAAGAUGAAUAAAAAGAAGCAAGGAAACUCAACCGGUAAUGAGGUAGCCGAUAAGCUGUACUCCCAGUUCGAAAAACAUAAAGAGGUAUUCUUCACUAUUCGACUAGUAACGCAACAAUCAGCCCUUUCUCUGCCGGAUAUUGUCGACCCGGAUCCGCUCAUGGCAUCUGACAUGAUGGACGGCAGAGAUACAUUCUUAACGAGAGCUCGUGAUGAACAUUGGGAGUUUAGCUCGUUGAGGAGGGCAAAAUUCUCUACGCUUGCGCUAUGUCAUGCACUUCAUGAAUCGGAUGUUAACAAGGAUAUGAGUUACACGUGCAAUAAAUGCAACAGUUCAAAUGCUAAGUGGCAUUGUACGACUUGUGAUGACUUUGAUCUCUGCGAGACCUGUCGUGAAUCCGUUUCACACGAACAUCCAAUGGAGCAAAUCAAACCGCUCAUCGGUGCCGAAAGUGGCGAUUCUGGUGGCAACAACCGCUUCGAAAGCAUUCAGCGCUGCAUUUUGUCGUUGGUCCACGCGUGCCAGUGCAGAGACGCGAACUGUCGUCGUGUCUCUUGUCACAAGAUGAAGCGGGUAGUACAACAUACGAAGAUGUGCAAGAAACGAGUGAAUGCCAGUUGUCCAGUGUGCAAACAGCUGAUCGCCUUGUGCUGUUAUCAUGCGAAACAUUGUUCUCGAGAUUCGUGUUCGGUGCCUUUCUGUAUGAACAUUCGUCAAAAAUUGGCCGAACAGAAGCGUUCGAUAGCCAGACGUGCCGAUAUGAUGAUGCGACGACGUAUCGAUGGUCUUCAGGCUGUCACUGGAGGUGAGUGGAGGACUCACAUUUAUUAUCAUAUCCCUAUACUUACAACGAACCAACAACAGCAACAACCACCUGGUGGCAUGCCCCAAAUGGGACAAGGCAUGGGUGGCGGUGGAAUGGGAGGACCGAUGGGUGCAUCAAAUAUGUAUAAUCCAAUGCAACAUCAACAACAGCAGCAACAGCAACAGCAACAACAAAUGGCUAUGAUGGGAGGCAUGCGCCCAGGCCAGCAUCCAGGUGGCCAGCCGAUGCCGCCUGGUGGCCGAGGUGGUGGAGCCCCGAUGCAGCAACAACAGCAGCAACCCCCUCCACAACAACAGCAGGGCAAUCCAGCCCUCACAGACCCAGCCAUGGCACAGGUGGUGAAUCGAUUCAAAAUGGCAAAGACGGACGAAGAGAAACAAUCGGCUUUCCAAGAAUUGAAGAAAACGCCGCAUUUGUUUGCCGCGUUCAUCAAAAUGAAACCUAACAGCGAAGUGAGAGGCAGCUGGCCGUCGAACAUGGGGCCGGGAGGUCCACAACCCGGUUACUAUGGCGGUCCACCUCCUCAGGGAGGUGUUCGAGGAUCUGGUAAUCAAUUUGCUCCGAUGGGACCUGGAGGAUGGCAACAGCAGCAACAAUACCAUCAGCAACGGCAACAGCAGGGUCAAUCGCCGGCGAUUUCUGGACAGCAGUUUGGCGUUGGUCAAGUGAGUAAGGAUUUCUGA